AUGGAAAGGAAUAACAUCAUCAACUUCAAGGCUUUGGAGAAAGAACUGCAGGCUGCACUUAAUGCUGAUGAGAAGUACACGCGGGAGAAUGCUGCCAAGUUUCGGGCAGUGGAACAGAGAGUGGCUUCUUAUGAAGAGUUCAGGGCUAUUGUCCUUGCUUCACAUCUGAAACCGCUGGAGAAGAAGGACAAAAUGGGAGGGAAGAGAACUGUGCUCUGGAACUGUCACACUACUCAGGGUAGCACCUCCCAGGAUGAAGCCACUGACAUAGUCCAGGAGAAAACAUCCUUUCAGCCCGAGACUUCAGCAGAGUUCUACCGAGAUUGGCGUCGACACUUGCAGAGUGGGCCAGAGCGCUACUUGGCCCUGCUACAGCUUGGGGGCUCAAAGCUGGGCCACCUCUUCCAAGCAGAUGUGGGCUUUGGACUUCUAGGGGAGUUUCUGGUAACACUGGCUGAUCACGUGCAGCCAGCCGACCGAGUGGCUGUACUGGGGAUUCUGAGAAGCCUGGCCAACACUGGGCGUUUCACCUUGAACCUGAGCCUACUGAGCCAUGCAGAGAGGGAGAGCUGCAGAGCUUUGUUUCAGAAGCUGCAAGCCAUGAAUACACUCACACUCACAAACAAAGGGUCCAGCCCUGAGGAGCCAGGUCUGAGGGAGCAGCCUGGUGGGCCCCAGGAGGAAGAGAGGCUCUUGGAGGAGCUACUAGAGCUCUACCAGGUGGACUGA
Elephantulus edwardii (Cape elephant shrew) is the source of this 729-nucleotide messenger RNA. It is a transcript of the gene DNAAF19, whose product is annotated as coiled-coil domain containing 103. The record is from RefSeq and is a predicted model, not a curated record. NCBI's taxonomy places the organism in Eukaryota, Metazoa, Chordata, Mammalia, Macroscelidea, Macroscelididae. Gene Ontology annotation, cellular component: outer dynein arm. Bases 1 to 729 code for a protein of 242 amino acids. Gene Ontology annotation, biological process: determination of left/right symmetry; epithelial cilium movement involved in extracellular fluid movement; inner dynein arm assembly. The transcript is spliced from 3 exons.